GCUGGAAACAAAAAACGUAGCCGAGCAAUCUCAAGUUUGUAAACUCUAACUUUCACUUUGUGAGAUGAUGCUAUUCAAAUCAUUGUGGAGAGUUCCUCUUUCAAGCAUUUGGACAUUUAUUCAUUAAAAAAUAAACAAACUUGAGUUUUGUACAUCGCAGCCCCCCCCCCCCCCUUUUUUCUUGUUCGGUGUUGGCUUUAUGAGCAGGGAAAUAACUCUUGACAUUAGUAUCUAGUGGUUAAGGAUAUUGAGAGUGAGUUGUACAGAGCUCCCAGUCGCCCAAACAGUAUUCUUCCUACAGAAGCAUCAAAAUUAGUCCAAGAGAAUUAGUAACAAGGAUCUAAUCUCUAUUACCAGCUUCAGGAGCUAGCAAAGUGCUCUCUCUCCACUUCCCCUUCACCUUGGUCUGCUAGGUAUGACCACUGGAUUUAUUUUGUCCACUGGGCUGCGGUAACGGAACGCAGUGCAGGCUUCAUUCUAAUGAGGAAGUAAGAAAAACAUUGAGGCCAAGACUGUUGGGUAACAGAUCGUCUAUCCGUUGACUUCUUCCCACCUUUUCCUGUUGGCUGUAUUGACGAGUACCGAAUGACCCUGCGUGUUCUAGAGUUACCUGCUGGUAGGUGAUAAGUCUAAUAGCAAUGAGGCUAAAAUGAUGCUAUGCUAACAUUGUCACAGGUUCAACAGAGCACUACUUCGGCCCAUCGUUGACCAUGAAGAUCUCCGCCUUGACCUUCUUUAUUUUGGUCUUUGAUGUCACUGACAGUUUCUUGAAAAGCAUUCAGCUGUCUGAAGAAGACAAACUGAUCAAAUCUCUACUGGCUAAGUACAGAAGACGUGGUACCUAUAGCCGUCCUGUAGAGUUCUAUAAUGACACCAUCACCAUCAGCUAUAACAUGCAACUGAUUCAAAUUAUGGACCUGGAUGAGAAAAACCAAGUUCUGACGUUGAACGUCUGGGAUCGUUUCAUAUGGUAUGACAUCCAUUUGAAAUGGGACCCUGCAAAACACGGAGGGGUGGACAGUAUUCGUGUCCCGUCCAGUAAGAUCUGGAUUCCUGAUUUCAAACUGUAUAACUAUGCUGAUGAGCGACUGGCUGAGAGACGUGAUGCCCGAUGUACUGUGUCUUACGAUGGCAAAGUGCUGUGGAUGCCGCAAGCUAUUUACAAGAGUUCCUGUGAGAUUGACGUAGCUACCUUCCCUUUUGAUAUCCAAAACUGUACACUCAAGUUUGGGUCUUGGACUCACUCGGGAAUCUUGAUUGACCUUAUGGUACUCUACCAAGAGGAAAAAGUCAAAGAAGGGAAGAUUGAUAUGUCACAAUAUGUGAAAAGUAAUUCUUGGGACAUUCUCAAGUUUCCAGCAGUUAGAAAUGUCAAACUGUACACUUGCUGUCCUGAUGAGCCCUAUGUUGACCUUUCCUUCACUAUAGUAUUCCGACGUAGGUCCACCUUCUACAAUUACAUUCUGAUCCUACCUUGUAUUCUGUUAACAUCACUGACCUUGGUUUUGUUUUGGAUUCCACCUGAGUCACCUGCUAAAAUGAUGCUAGGUAUCAACAUUUUUGUCGCCUUUUUCUUGUUAAUGUUACUGAUGGAAGCCAAUCUGCCGCCAUCAGCUGCCAAAGUGCCUCUAUUAGGGACGUACUACUGUCUGAAUAUGAUUCUCAUUACAUUGUCUUGCUUUCUGAACAUUGUCGCCGUCCACUUCUCGUUCUAUGGACCAAGACGACCGCUGCCCCAUUGCCUGAGGAUGGUGAUGUUUGAAUUCUUCGCAAAGAUACUCUGCAUGGACAGCCUAGUCAGUCAGUUCCGAGAUAAGACUAUAUCCGAGCUGACUUCGAGACUUGUUGGGGACAGGGUACCAUUUUUGGGUAUGCCCCUGAAUGGAGACAAGAGCAGCAAGUGGGUAGUCAGCGGCGAUGCCCUUCCACCUUCAGAACAGGAGCAGAUAAACAUGGCGGGUAUGGACGCUGAGCAGCAGAUUGUCCAGUUAAAAAUGAUCAACACUCAUCUGAGUGACCUGAUGGACUUUAUCAAGAUGUACAAGACAAGGACUACCAACAAAGACCGGAAAGAGAGAGUGGCCCAAGAGUGGAAAGCUCUGAGUCUUAUAUUUGACCGCAUAUUUUUCUGGGUCUAUCUGGCUGCUAUCAUUACCUCCCUGUGUGUUAUAAUGCCAAUGAUUACAUACAAUGAACAUAACAUAGAGAAAGAUCCGAUUCUAGAGUAAAAGUCAUUUGCAUGGCAUUUCAAGCAUAACUAACAUCACAGACAGAUCAUUUCAACCAGCAGUUCGGAACGAAAGAAAGAUUCAUUGGAAUCAACUUGAAAGAAUAAGAAUGCUUGAAUGAAAUGAGCCUAGACAUUAGAGUUCCUCUGUGGGACAGAAACGUAUUUUUGAUAUGGGUGAAUUAAACAGCUGGUCUUGACCUACUCAUGACAACAUGGAAUAAAAGUGUCUAUUAGAUGAUGUGUAUGAAUUUCCUAAAUGUAUGAAAUCAUAUAGCAUGAUCAUUCAAUACUUUGCUAUUGUUUUUUUAAGUCAUUUUCUUAAUGAGUCUCAGUCAAACUAUAAGUGACAUUCCGAACAACAUGGAGGCUUAAAAACUGUCAUUUAACAACAAAACUGUAUGAAAGAAAACAUUUUCAACAAACAUUAGAAACAAGAAAACAUCAAUCAAGAAUUCAAAGUCAUUUAAAAAAUAGUCAGAAUCAAGUUGUUUUUUUUUUAAUUUCGUUUUCCAAAUCCAAUCCAUUAAAAGGGGGAAAGUGGAGAAGAGUACUUUGCAUAUUGAGAAGUUUCACUCUAAGCAUGCAUCUAGUUGCGUGUAGGCAAUAAUCAUAACAUUGUAAACCUCUUUGUGUAUUCUCAUCUGUAAAAACGCAUUUGGGUUAAGUUGUAACAAAGUUACAAAGAAAAAAAAUCAUAUUAUUGACAUUUCUAUGUGGGAUGGGAGAGGGAAUGUAUGGCUGUCAGACAUUCGUCACUGUUGAUGUAUAGGACACUUUAAUUAAUGUUCCUGUUAAUUUAAUAAGAGUUCCGUUGAUACCUUAAUUAAUGUUCAUGUCUAUGAAAAAGUUCAGUUGAUGUUGCACAUGAAAUAUUUCAAACUAUUCUCUAAACUAAAUGCUAAGAUAGAUCUAGAUCUAGGCUAUAUUCUAGGUGGUGAAAUUGCAAAGGAAAGAUUUGUUGAUGAGUUUAUGUAUACUAUGAGCUUUUUUUGUGUGUUUUGUUUUGAACUUUCUCUAAGGCAUUUUGACUUUGAAUGCUACUAAGAGACCACACUUCAGAGAGUGUAUAGAUCUACUACAUCUACAAGGACUAAUUUUUUAGCGGAAAAAAAAAAGAAUGUUUAUUGUCUGAUAGUAGUCUUGAGUUGUGAGACUUUGUAAGCAAUAAGACAUUUGUUGAAUUACUUUGUCUUACUAUAACAGUAAUGUAUUGAGUAGGCUAAAAUGGCCCUCUAAGUAUUUUUCUACACAUCAAACAUAUGUGAUCUUUAAAAAAAAAUUAAUAUUUAUGUUUAGAAGUUAUACACUAAAUAUUUGAUAAGCCAUUUAAAGACGUAGUUUAGACCAGACUUGAUCAAAUAUAGAUCUAUUCCCCACAACCUUUGAGAAUGAACAGAAAGCAGAAAGUUUUUACAUGCACACAUAUGCCUGCACACACAUUCACACAUACCUGCACUUUAAUACACACUGUCAAGCAAACCUUUGUUUGAUGUGGUUAAUCAUAUUUCUUUAUAGGUCUGUGAGUCCAACUCAGAACUACCAAACUUCAGUCAUUCUUACCUAAGCUCACUGACCUGUUCAAAUGAUCUCCAAAAAUAAAUCAUUUGACGCUGUUUUACAUUCCGUGUCUAUUUUGAAUGUAUGCAAUAUGGUGAGACAAAGCUCGUGGUCUUAUGACUGACCAUUGGUCAUUAUGAUUGUGUCCAAGUACUCAUUGUUCAUCUCCAAUCGAAUGGUCUGUCAGUCAUUUGGUACAAAUUUUUGCGUUCUGGUGUCAUGGUGACUUUUGCCACUUUAAAUGUAAUGAUGAGAGGCCCCAUUAUGUUUUAUAGGAAACUAGUCGACCGGCGGCGUAGCAUACGCCGCUUUUUUGCAGGGCCGGCCUUAGGUGACCGCAGUGGGCUCCGCACUUAUACGACCGCAGCGCGCAAACCGCACGACCAGGUAGCCAUCCGUAGCGAAGGGUGAAAUAAUACUUGUUCUUCCCCCUCUUUUUUUCCUGAGCCGUGCUCUCUGUCGCCUCGAUAGUUCCUACAGAGUAAAUUACUUCCCCCCCUCCUCUUUUUUACGUGAGGUAGAAAUAAAACAAGUAUGAUCUAUCUUGGUUACAACGGUCCGGCCCUGCUAUUUUGUAAAUACUUGUUCUCCCCCCCCCCCUUCUUGUUUUUUCGUGGGGUUACUAUCCGUAGAUAUAAGAGAGUGAUCUUUCCUUUACUUCUUGCUCGUCCAAACUGUUGAGCGAAGAAGAGAAUUUUAUAUAUAUAUAUAGAUUGUGCAAUAUCAAAAGUACACCAGUAAACAAAAAAACAAAAACAAACAAAUUCCUUACCAUCUUUAAAGUACUAGACAAUAUGUAUAACACCAUCUCCAAAGCAUUUUAAAUACAAUACAGAAUAUUUAAACUUUAAAAAUUAUAUUGUAAACUUAGAGAGUAGAAAAACAAUGUUUUCAAUACAAAUAGUCUCUAUUCCAAAUGCUCAAAUACUUUGUUGGCUUCUAGGUGAUAUUUUAAAUAGAUUUGUAGAUGUUUAAGCUCAUCGUUUGACCAAAUAGUCCAAUUGUAGAGAAUAGAAAAGAUACAAGAAGUGGUUGAUUGUUUGAAAGUGAGUGUGUGUGUGUAGGCCAAAAGUUUCACACGACUCACACAGAUGUUCUGAUUGCUCCUCAUGCUUUCUCUCUAGCCGAAGGAGUUCCAUAUGAGAUGCACGCAUGAUGACAUAACUUAAUAUGAAGUUUAAAAUGUUUACAUUAGUUAAAAGUCUUGACCUAGAUUGUUUAAAUGACACUUUGAAUGUUGAUGUAAUAAUAAACCAACUCUUUUAAGAACUUUUUUUAUGAGAAAACAUGGAAACUCAAAUGUUUUACUUAUUUCUUAGUUUGUAAAGUUACAAAUAUACACAAUUAUUUCCAAUUAUCAAUAUACAAAGUUAGCAGUUUUUUUUUUAAAUAGGUUCUCUCUUUCAGCAACCUCAAGAAAGUCUUUCGAGAACAAAAUUUAUUUAUAACUUGUUUCUACAUAGGUUUAUGUUUUUGCAAUUCCUCAAUAUUUGAUCUCUCUUUUUUUAUGUUUUUGUUGCGGACACUGUGAAGAAAAGGUUUUUAGUUCCUGAAAACUUCUUAUCAAUUGAACGAAAAGUAUGAAAACAAUCCUUAACAUGUGGUGAGACAGAAUGUGGAGAGAAUGUGGAGUAGAAUGUGGAUGGACAAAAUCUGGAAAAAAAUUAGGAGAGACAGAUUAUGGAAAAAAAAAUGUGAGCAGACAGUAUAAAGAAAGACAGAAUGUGGAAAGAAAAUGUGAGCAGACAGUAUAAAGAAAGACAGAAUGUGGAAAGAAAAUGUGAGCAGACAGUAUAAAGAAAGACAGAAUGUGGAAACAAUCUGAAGAGACAGAAUGUGGAAACAAUCUGAAGAGACAGAAUGUGGAAACAAUCUGAAGAGACAGAAUGUGGAAACAAUCUGAAGAGACAGAAUGUGGGAAAGAGGAAACUUUGACUAUGAUGCAAAAAAAAAAAAAACGUGGUGAAACAAAAUGUAGAGAGACAAAAUUUGGAGAGACAGAAUGUAAAAAGAUAAUGUGGAGAAAGUGUGGAAAGAGAUUGUAGAGAGAAAAUGUGUAGAUACAGAAUGUGGAAAUAGAAUAUAGAAAGAAGAAUUAGAAGAGCUAAAAGGUGUAGAGGGAAUCUGGUUAGAGAAUGCAGAAAGUCAAAAUGUGGAGAAAGAAUCUUGAGAGUCAAAAUAUGUGGAGACAGAAUGUGGAGAGAGAUUUACAGGUUAAUCAAAAUACUUUUCAACAUGAGUUAUCUUUCUAUACAAUCUUGACGACCAUGUAUCCAUUUUUUCUCCUCUCCAUCAAUGUUGUUAAGGGUUGGUCAGGGACUUGACAUUUGUUUCAACUACAGAACAUUUUGAUAAAAUAAAAACAAACUAUAUUACUAUGACUGCAUGUAAAGAUCAAAGCUAAUUGCACUGACUCAUAUUGCAUGUUUACACAUGUACAACAAACCUUGACACGAACACGUAUACACAUAAUUUUACUUUUGAAUUCGGUUUCUGUUUGAACCAGUUUGAUUUGUUUGUUGUUAGUUGCAUUUUUUAUAUUUUAAUUUUAGCGGCUAAAAGUUUAUUCUCAACAAAAACUAGAAUUUUUUUCUGGUUGUUAGUUUUUAGAAUUUUUCAGAUUUUAUUUUCAGUGUUUUUUUUUUCCGUUUUUGUUGAAGCAAAAAAAAAUGUUUGCUGAACUUCCGAAAACGACAAACUGCAGUAUUGACAACCAUAGACAUUGUCUUUAGAUUGGAUAGACGUGCUAUUUAUUUAAUGCGGUGGUAAAUGAAAAUGAAACUGACUUCUUGACUUACAAGCUCCUUCUUUAAAUCCACUACAUUUCCGGUUUAACAAUAAGGGAGAGCACUAGCAAACUUUGUAUAGGCUUCCUGUUAAAAUGUAUGAAUUUCAGUGUUACAAACUUUAUAAAACUGUCUAUCUAUACGAGUGUUCGUUUAAAUUAUACAAUCUAUUGGUAUUUUAAAUGAGGAUCAUGAGUGUUGUGAGAGACCCAGUCUACAUUUUCGAUUACUACUUGAAUGAGAGAUGAAAGAGUCAGAUCUCAUAAUGUAGAUUUGGUUUGUGUUGGUUGCUGUCAACUAAUAAAGAUAAACGUAUAACUUAUGCACACACUUUAUGAUGUUACCAUAUGAAAUGUUGGUGAAAUGUAUGUAUUAUAUAUAUAUCCAUAAGCUUUGUGUAAAACACUGAAAUAGUUAUCCUGCAAGGAUUGAGUCAUUUGAUCGUGUAUUAGUAGUCUUGUGGUUCUAUGAUAAGGUUAUUUUAGCAGUCUUGUGGUUCUAUGCUAGGGCUAAUUUAGUAGUCUUGUGGUUCUAUGCUAGGGCUAUUUUAGCAGUCUUGUGGUUCUAUGCUAGGGCUAUUUUAGCAGUCUUGUGGUUCUAUGCUAGGGCUAAUUUAGUAGUCUUGUGGUUCUAUGAUAAGGUUAUUUUAGCAGUCUUGUGGUUCUAUGCUAGGGCUAAUUUAGUAGUCUUGUGGUUCUAUGCUAGGGCUAUUUUAGCAGUCUUGUGGUUCUAUGCUAGGGCUAUUUUAGCAGUCUUGUGGUUCUAUGCUAGGGCUAAUUUAGCAGUCUUGUGGUUCUAUGCUAGGGCUAAUUUAGUAGUCUUGUGGUUCUAUGCUAGGGCUAAUUUAGUAGUCUUGUGGUUCUAUGCUAGGGCUAAUUUAGUAGUCUUGUGGUUCUAUGCUAGGGCUAAUUUAGCAGUCUUGUGGUUCUAUGCUAGGGCUAAUUUAGCAGUCUUGUGGUUCUAUGCUAGGGCUAAUUUAGUAGUCUUGUGGUUCUAUGCUAGGCUACUACAACGAGUGUUGGAAAGCGCCUACUGAAAUGCAGAUAGUUGAUAUUCCGUUUAAAAAAAAAUUAGGCCUCUUUGAAUAUACUUGCUUAGCUGUAGUAAUGUCCCAUAAAAAGGCAAUACAUUUUUUUAAUGUUUGUCCUGAAUUUGUUAUGAUCUUCUUUCAGCAUAUAGGCUUAUACACUGAAUAUCUUGUGACUUUUAUCAAAUCUUUCUAAACAGCAAUGAUAGGCUUUAAUGUUAUGAGCUUUUUAGACAAGAAAGAAUUUAAUGAUAAUGUUCUUUGUAGACACAAAUCUAGGCUCCUUUAUAUCUAUUUACUUUAUGUUCAUGUUUCUUAAUGAGCUGUUUUGACACUAUUGUAUGUAUCGUAUUGAGAUGUGUUGACACUAUUGUAUGUAUCGUAUUGAGCUGAAAAUGCAUCUUAAUAGCCAAUAAGUUUGUUCCCAUUCUUUGUUAUCAAAUAUCACAGUUUGUAUCAUACUACUUGAUAAACUGAAACACUAUUUAAGAUUGGAAGAACGUAUGCAUUAAAUCAGACUCGGUUAGAGCUUAUGACCCACAGCCUCAUACAUAAACGUUGGCACAUCACAUUUUAUGUAAUGAAUGUAAUGAGCAUGAAUUAAGUAGGCCUAUAUGCAUCUUAAUGAAUGGUUGUAUCAGACGUGAUUGAAUACAGUGGGUGCAGACGUGAUUGAAUACAGUGGGUGCAGACGAUCAUGUAAUACCAAGUAUUGAAAAGAUCUGUUUAUUCGGAAACUAUUUAGUGGCAGUAUGUAUGUUGUCAGCUAUUGCUGUCUUAAUGUGUGUCAAAAACUGAGAGAGUAUAUGAUCUCCGCCACAGCGUCUGUAGUGGGUGUGACAUCAAUCUUAUCUUCAUUGCGUAAAUAACGUGUAGCAUCCAAUGCAUUCAUAGUCAAGUAUUCAAAGUGUUCAAUAACAAAAAGUGUCAUUCAGAUCAUAUGAUAUUCAAGUUCAUGGCUUGCAUUUUGGAGAGAAACUAUUUCUCUUCACAUUGACUCUUUUAACCAUGUAUUUAUUUAUAUAUGUGUAACAAAGUCAUUUGUAUUUUGCAUAGCAGGCCAAUUGUAUGUAAACAAAAUACUGUGUACAUUGAUCAUUGUACUGAAAGAUUGGAAGUGUAUUUCCAUGAAGCAGUAUAUUAUAGACUUGAUAGUGACCUCUUGUACAAAUCUUGUCAAACUAGUUGAUUUCACUUUUAGAGGGCAGAACAAAAAUAAAACUAAGGAUCAUCGUAACAAUGUUCAGAAGAUCUUCAGCCUACAAACUUGUAAACAUUCGAUUAUAGGCUUACAUUCAGAGUCAAAAAGGUCAGUAAUUGAAUGUACAGUAAGGAAGCAGAAAAUAAACGACAUUUAUCUCUCUAUGUAUAAAGUCUGUAGAACUUGUGUGUAUUUUACAGUUUAAACAUUUAGUUCAUUGCAACUGUUGUCAAUGAGAAAUGAGUUAAUAAAAAAAUAAACAACUCUCUUCAAUUCUGUAAUGCUGAUUCGUUUAUUUUCAAUUGUUUGGUAGAAUACUAUAGUCGCAUUUUGUGCAAUACAUAAACAUGUUUCUCAGCAACAUCAAAACUGAAGAAAAUUCAAAAAAUAAAAAACAGUAUAAACUUACCAGAGAAACGAAACAAUUCCAAUUUUUAUUGAAAUACAGUUUUCUCUACCCUAUUUAAAAACAGCUCAACACUUCAAACGUUUAGAGUUUACAUUUUUAUUCGAUUGCUAGACACUUGAUUGAGAUACUUUGAUUGUGAUACACAUUUCUUGUGAGGGAGAAAAAAAAUUCUUGGCUGUGAUAGUUCUGUGCUAUUAUUAGAAGGCCAAUAUUUGGUGUUACAACUAUUAGACACUCUGAUUGUGUUCCGUGUUUACUGACUGUUCACACCAAGCACACUAAAUACCACACACACAUAUAUAUCUAUCUGCUGUUUGGAUUUUAUUGAUCACUUUUUGACUUUUGUGACUGUUAGUUCAGUCUUGACUGUGUUGUAGAUGUUAGAAGGCUCUAUGUCAAUAUUUUCAAUACAUAUCAUGUGAUAUCAAAAGCACUGCUAGUGUUACUACACUAUUUAUAAUUCAAAGAACUAUUUAUCUGUUGACAUAUUUGAUCAUGACUUCAUCGAUUUUAUUUUGUUUUCUUCUUCAAUGCAAUCAUUUCAAGUUUCUACCAACUUAAUACUGAACUCCUCCUGAUACAUUCACUAUAUGAUGCAGCAGAUUUGUUUUUUUCUAAAGACAACAUUUUUGUCCACUAGUUUUGAUCCAUGGUUUUAAUGAAAUGAGUGAGAUAUGUUCAGGUUUUAUAACUAUUUGAUUUGAUCCAUGGUUUUCUAUUUUGUUAAACACGAAAAAUAAAUGUCUGAUUUAUUUUUAUUUAAAAAAAGCUCUAGAAACUUUGAUUAGUUAUGUGUUGGCCACUGCAGUCAUUGACAAAACUUUUUUUUUCUAGUGUUGGCCACUGCAUUAACCCACAAAACUUCAAUGAGUUCCAGUAUUCAUUAUUCACGGAUGCAAUUUAUGCAAUGUAUAAAAUGUGUUUUGUCAUUGUUCUUUAUAUCAUAAAUGCUUAUCAGGAUAAAUGAUAAGGGGGCUGAUAAGUAGUUGAAUCAGGACCCUGUCAAGUUAAGAAACCAAGUAAAAUUUAGAAACUAAUAAUUGAAGCAUUUUUAAUCAAGUUAAAUUCUAGAAGAAACUCAAAACAAGCAGGAAAGAAAUAGUUACAAGGUUUCACCUACUUUCUGAGAUAGUGCAUAAAAUGCAGAAACAUUGUUUUCAAUAAAUGUAAAUACAU
Biomphalaria glabrata is the source of this 10386-nucleotide messenger RNA. RefSeq names its product neuronal acetylcholine receptor subunit alpha-10-like. Bases 711 to 2228 code for a protein of 505 amino acids. Gene Ontology annotation, cellular component: neuron projection; synapse; postsynaptic membrane. NCBI's taxonomy places the organism in Eukaryota, Metazoa, Mollusca, Gastropoda, Planorbidae. Gene Ontology annotation, biological process: signal transduction; monoatomic ion transmembrane transport; nervous system process. The record is from RefSeq and is a predicted model, not a curated record. Gene Ontology annotation, molecular function: acetylcholine-gated monoatomic cation-selective channel activity; transmembrane signaling receptor activity. The transcript is spliced from 13 exons.